CGGAUAACCCGAGGCGAGCGCGAGAGAGAUAGAGCAGAGGCGGCAAUGGCGACGGCGAUGCGGGCGGCGACGGCCUUCUUCUCGCCCUCCGUCUCCUCCUCCCCGAACCACCCCAAACAGCAGUGUCCGUUCUCCUCCGCCAGGCGGGGCUCUGCCCGCCGUCGUCUUCGCGCCCUCCCAGCCACCGAAUUGACCCUGGAGGAGCUCAACCCAUCCGUCGACCUGCUCAGGAAGACCGCGGAGGCCGUCGGCGAUUUCAGGAAGACGCCCAUCUACAUCGUCGGGACGGACUGCAACGCCAAGCGCAACAUCGCCAAGCUCCUCGCCAACUCCAUCAUAUACCGGUACCUCUGCAGCGAGGACCUGCUCGAGGACGUCCUCGGUGGCAAGGAAGCCCUCGCCACCUUCCGGGAAACCGACGAGAAGGGCUACCUCGAAGUCGAGACCGAAGGGCUGAAGCAGCUCACGUCCAUGGGCAGCCUCGUGCUCUGCUGCGGCGACGGCGCCGUCAUGAACUCCACCAACCUAGGGCUUCUGAGGCACGGGGUCUCCAUCUGGAUCGACGUUCCUCUCGAGCUAGCGGUGAACGAUAUGCUCAAGAGCAUGGGGGCAAAUGCUAUUUCGGACCCAGAUUCAUUUUCCAAGGCCAUGGGAAAGCUCCGUCAGCGUUAUGAUAAUCUGAAAGAGCGCUAUGCAAAUUCUGAUGUUACUGUUUCAGUGCAAAAUGUGGCUUCUCAACUAGGCUACGGCAGCAUCGACUCUUUGAGCUUAGAGGACAUGGUCGUUGAGAUUGUGAGGCAGAUCGAGAAGCUGGUCAAAGCAAAGGCAAUGAUGGAAGCUGCUGGAAAGCCCGAAUGAUUCUGCCAUGGAUGAGAAUCCGAGAUCUGAUGAAUCUAGGUCUGCCUUGUUAUUCCAGUAUUUUUGCGACGUCUCAAUACUUCAUACAUAGUGGCUCCUGGCAAGGAAGGUUUUCGGGACAUGUCACGCAAAUGAGUUGAACAUGUUUCGGGGCGAUAUUCGUAGCACACACUCCUCGCUGCAAGUUAUUUAUUUAUGUAGCCAGUUGAAAUGUACAUCGCUCAACAUAGGGCCGAACAUUAAUGAUGGGAUUUUUUCAAUCGAAAAGGGAAAGAGAAGAGGCAGCAUGAAAUUCUCUGUGAA
This is a messenger RNA of Lolium rigidum, 1161 nucleotides long. RefSeq names its product probable inactive shikimate kinase like 1, chloroplastic. The record is from RefSeq and is a predicted model, not a curated record. The transcript has 9 exons. The coding region runs from base 46 to 858 and encodes 270 amino acids. NCBI's taxonomy places the organism in Eukaryota, Viridiplantae, Streptophyta, Magnoliopsida, Poales, Poaceae. Gene Ontology annotation, cellular component: chloroplast.